GUGGGGCGCCGCGAGGGAGGGGUCCCAGCGCCGCAGUCCUCGCGGUGCCCGCGACAGCAGCAGCAGCAGCAGCAGCAGCAGGUGGAGCCCCGUUCAGCUGUGAGCAGCACUUGGCCGGAAACCCGCGCCGCAGCCGCCCGGCCGGGAGCUGGCCCUCCAGGCUGGAGCCCACGCCGCCCCGGUCCGACCCAGUUUCCCAGGCACCGGGUUACCGAAGCCCGCGGCCGGGGAACGCGGUUGGGUCCGGGGUCGGAUGCAUCUCAGUGCACAUAGCUGCUCUGGGAGACCUCAGCGCGGGGCGCAGGGCUAACGGGACCUGGCCCACCUCAGCCACCUAAAGACUUGUGCUCCGGGGACAGAGCGGCUUUGGGAUCCGGAGUCCCGGCACCUGGCCAGACGCUGUUGAAGUCUGGGUGUCGUGCUCACCCCACCUCUUUGCUUGGACACCAACAGAGAGGGCUCUUUCCAGAGGACCGGACUUCCUCGCCUGGUCCUGAGUGGAGUCCUCGCACCCGGUGCCUGUUGGUCUUGAGAACCUUUCUAGUUGACACUGGUCUGCAGGUGUUCACUGAGGGUUAGGUUUCUUCUUCAGCUAGGGGGACAGUUGCUACCAGAGGCAUUCUGUGCCUGUGGGCUCUCCAGGUCCUAGUCUCCAGUUCUGCCGGAGGAAUCGUCCCGGCUUCGCUGACCCUCAACUCUGUCUCUGCUUGUCGUGGGUGCUCCUAGCCGUUUGGUUUUUGCCCGGAGUGUGUAGACUAGACAUCUUUCUGACUCCCAUUUGGGAAGGCUCUGGUCUCCAGGGAGCGGCUUUGUGUGUGGUGGGAUCCGGGGUCCUCAGCCAUGGCCUUCACUUUCGCUGCUUUCUGCUACAUGCUGUCCCUGGUGCUCUGCGCUGCGCUCAUCUUCUUCGCUAUCUGGCACAUAAUCGCCUUUGACGAGUUAAGAACGGAUUUCAAGAGUCCCAUAGACCAGUGCAACCCGGUUCAUGCGAGGGAACGGCUGAGGAACAUCGAGCGCAUCUGCUUCCUUCUGAGAAAGCUGGUGCUGCCCGAGUACUCUAUUCACAGCCUCUUCUGCAUCAUGUUCCUGUGCGCUCAGGAGUGGCUCACCCUGGGGCUCAAUGUCCCUCUGCUUUUCUAUCACUUCUGGAGGUAUUUCCACUGUCCAGCAGAUAGCUCGGAGCUAGCCUACGACCCGCCAGUUGUCAUGAAUGCGGACACCUUGAGCUACUGCCAGAAGGAGGCCUGGUGUAAGCUGGCCUUCUACCUCCUCUCCUUCUUCUACUACCUGUACUGCAUGAUUUACACCUUAGUGAGCUCCUAACUCAGAUCCUGCUGAUGGAGAGGCCGAAGCUGGGAACCCCACUGCGGCUGUGGCUAGAGGAGCACCAGACAGGAAUGACAGAGAGACGCAGCUGGCAGAGACCGAAUGGAAGGAAGGGGAGUCACACAGCAGUCAGGGCCAUGGUACCCAUGCGUGUCUGUUUCUGCCUUCGUCUUUCACAGCCCCUCUGAGCAUCGGGGUGCCAGCUUGUAGCUGAUGAAACACUCAGCCUCUGCAGAUGCCAUUAUUACUUCCUUCAUCCACUUCACUGAGCAGCAGAACCGUGCAAGUUUCACAUGGAGAGCUCAUCCAGACGGUAGAAACGAGGCCGGACGCUGGCGCUGGAAGGUGUCGAUCAAGGGACAGAAUGGCUCAGGGCCAAGGCCAGAUCUUCAGGGAUGGCUGAGACCCACAGGGACACCACGGGCUACCCAAGACUCUUUUCAUAUUUUUUUUUUCCAGAGCUGUGGCCACAUGCUUUGCUCAGUGCAAGGCAGAAAGCUGUGGGGACUGCCCUGAGCCAUCUCUCACGUCACUUUUAUGCUCUAUGUUCAGGAGCCUGGGCUGUGGCUUCCUGAGCUGGGUGUGGCAGCAAGUCCUGUCCAGUGUGAACUGGGGAGGGGAGAAAAAUUGAUUUCUAAAAAUGUUUGCAACAUGUCCCAGGUGUGAGUUCUUCACCCUUCCAAGAUGUAUUCUGCCACUCUGCCAAAAAUUCAUGAGUCAUUACAUGCCAAUCAGCUGGCUGGCAUGAGCCAAAGCCUAAAAACAAAACAAAACAAAACAAAACAAAAAACCCUCAAAAUAGUGUGAAGCCCAGAAACAGAGCUGCUCUGUAUGUGGGUAUGGACAACCAGGAAGUGAGACGACACAAUUAUCACUUCCACUGAUGCUUUACAGCCUUUGUGCUGUUCAGUUCAAUGUGGGGACAUCGCUUAUUCAGAAUUUUCAACUUUUGCUCCUUUUUUGGGUGGGAGUUGCGGGACAGGUGUAAAUACUGACAAGGCAGAGUUUUUAUGAUGCUUAAAUUGGGCACAAUGAUUUUAACCUAUUUCCCCAAACUGCCUUGUUUUCUACCAUUUUACACACACACAUACACACACACACACGCACAUGCACAUGCACACACACACUAUUUAUAUAUAUACCGGUUCCCAUCUGAAUUCUGUGACUCAGUUUUUUUGAAUGGUGUUUGUGUAACACAUUGUGUGCUAUGUUUAAGAUGCAGCAACAACUUCAGUGGCUCACCUCAUCUCAUUUCAACCCAUCCCGGGCUGCUUGUGAAUCCAUAUGGUUGGCAAACUAGUAGGUAGAAAAGCAGUUUCAAAAGAAACAGUGUUUCUAAAAAAAAAGUAAAGUAAAAAAAAAAAUCUACAGAAAACAAAAUAAGGAGGAAAAAACUUACAAGAAAGAAGAAAAACAAAAGACUGCUUUCCUGAGGGGCCAGCUGUAUCAACCACAACGGGUCAGGGGUCAGCUGUAUCAACCAGGGCACGUGUGUGUCAGGGAGAGUGCUUUCUUUCCCUUGGCAAGAGCUCUUACUAUGGAGGGUAACUUGUUGAAGCCACACAGCCUCAGCUGGGUACCAUUCCCAGGGAUGGCUAGUUACAUCAACAAACAGUGGGGGUCUGAGUGUCAGGUGCAAAGCUAACUUGAUCAUCAUCUUGCAAGAAAAGAACAAAGACAUGGAGAAUAUAAGGAAGGGGAGGGGUGUCUUCUUUCCUCUCUCCAGGAAUCUGUUUUACACUUCCGUCUUCCAAAACUGCUUAAAGUAGCUUUUGACAGGAGACACCAAUAUCAGAGAUUGUUCAUGUGAACUUGGGACAUUCAAAUCUAUGAAGGAGGUCUGUACCACGUCCCAGCUUCCUGAGUGGUCAAUUUAACAUCAUCCCUUAGCAGUAAAUGGUCCCAGGACUUUACAUUUUCUAGACCACUUUCCUAGCACACUGAACCCUCCACAAGGUCCUCUUGUUUUCUGUUUUAAAGUGUGUGUGUGUGUGUGGGGGUGUUUACAAGACCUGCCUAUGAACCUGGUAGCUGACUUUAAGAGAACAUGCCUUUUCUGUCCCCACCAAAAGCCUUGACUUUUAUGAGGAAAGAUUUUAAAGCAGAGAGCUUUAGCUAAAGGAAGUGCGUGGUGGCCUGGGUUUCUUUAAGGUGCAUGUGUGUGAGAGAUUCCUCUCUUAGGCCUUCGAAAUCCUUAAGCACUGCUGGUCAUUCAAAGCAUUCCCUUGCCAUCAGUUGUGAUUGGAAAAGAAGUCCGGUGGUCUCGUGGGAGUUAGAGCAAAUCCUCAGUUCCCCAGGAGAAGCUCAUUUUCCUGGUGGUAAAAAUAAGCAAGAUGGGGCUAGUGGCAGAGUGCAGGUGUAUGCCAGGCGCCACAGUCAAUGGGAAGAGCGCCUUCCAGAUAGGCACAGCUGGUCCGAGGCGGGGCUUUAAAACCAUGCAGCUGGACCUAUUUCCACAGUUUUGCUUGUUUGGCUAACAUUCUUUCGUCGUGCAGCUCAUUUAAGGAAGGAAGGAGCAAGGCAGAGGCAAAAAAGUUCCCAGAGCCUCAAGAGUCCAAAGGAAGGGGUUUUGUUGAGCAAGUUAGAACCCAUCUACUGAGCAUAGGUCAGGGUACUUUAGGGGUGUAGCAUGUGCCAGUACUGGCCUGGAGUAUGGGCCCUGUCCCCCUGCUGUGGCCCUGUGCAACUGUGCUGCAUGUGACCUGGAUGAUGGAGAGUCAGUCACAAGGUCACGUUUCCCUUUGCUAAGGUGAGAGAAGAAUGACAGGCUGUGCCCCAGCUCGCUAUAAGGAUGGUGCGACUUCAUGUCUGCUGUGCCUGGUAACGGUGAGUACUCUAGAGAGGGAACUGUGCCCUGCUCUCUACACUCUACCCAAUGCCCCAGCUUCCUGCCAACCCCUCGACCGAUGCACAUCUCAUUCAGUCCUCACAAUGACGCUAUGACCAUCUUUAAACGGUAGUUGAAAGCUUUGAUACAAACCCUACAGAGGUCAAGGACCCCAGCCAAAGUCACACUUGCCAAGUUGUCAACCUGAGUCAUUUUGCUUCUGGGACCUUGAUGUUUCUGUAUUCUGGAAAGAGCCAUGCAGUGCAGGAAGGGUGAUGGGAUGUGAAGGAAAAAAAUAAGAGGGAAUGGAGUGAUGGUGGACAGGGUAGGGGCUGAGCAGCAGGCCUCACAGGCCUCACAGCAAGCAACCUGGGGGCCUGGCUGCAACUAGAGAUUCUGGGACUGGAGAACCAUGUGGCACUUCUUUUCUGACAGACUUCUCAUCUGUCACAUGAGGUGCAUACCGCCUCCCAUGACUGUGACAAGUCAACUGUGUCUAGGGAGCUCAUAGCAGAGAGCCUGGCUCUACAAUCUUGUCCCAGGAAAACUCAUUCCUGGUCCUCCCCACACUGCCCCGCCCUCUGUGCCAGAUGAUUACAUCUGGGGACGAGGAUGAGAACAAACCUAGCCGUGUCUCAUAGGAGCACAGAGCACUGUUCACCAAGUCUCAGCUUUCUUCCUGUCCUCUCCCCUUCCUGGGGGUGGGGGAGUCACUGUCCCAGCCGUGCAACAGGGGUAACAGCUCAGCCUCAAGAAAAGUACCUCCUUUGCUCCCUAUUUUUAGGCUUGGUAAUUGCACCAAUGUUGAAUAAAAUUGUCAUCGUUAUGACAGUUUUAUUCUCCCACGUAAGACAUGAAUGCAGCCAGCAAAACGCUUUGACAACAACUAAUUGUACUCACACUGUGUUAUCACGCAGCUACGUUCUAUAGCCCUUUCUUUUGGGGGAUGGGGGAAUGGGAGCUUUGGCCUGUUCUGAUCCACACUGUGCUCUGGCAUGUGACUCUGUGUAGAACCUCCCCCGUUCCUCAGAGCCAAACCGGCCAUCUUUCCCAUUGCUUCUGCUCCAAAGUUGAGCCCCAAAGUGAAGCAUGGGAGAUGGGUAAGGAGGGACGGACUCUAGGUUGCUCUUAUAACAGGACUCUCUCUCUGGGAUGUAGAAAGGAGCCCAGCAAGGCAGAGAGUCUUCUAGACACUGCCUGGUGGGCACUUCUGGGGAAAGGUAGGUUUCCUGUUUGAGAAGAGGAACGUUCUUUCCUUAUGGGAUAGCACAUAUGGGAAUGUUCAACAUAGCCUUCACAGCUCUGCUAGCACUGGAAGGAGACCUCGGUGACCCAAGCUCUAGUUGCUGCUUAUGCUCCAGAAACAGCCACAACAAAAUGACAGCUUUCAGACCUUGGUCACUGUGUGGCCAUCCCUGCCACCUCUCAUGCCCCAUGCAGUUCUUCUCCAGCAUCCCUGGAUGCCCCGGAGAGGCUUUUCUAGGCCUUGACCUUGGACUCUUGGCUACCAUAUGGCAACCAUGUUUUCUUCUUUUCCAGUGAGCUGUGUAUUUGAAGUGGCUCAUCGGGGCUUACAGGAACCAACUGUUCUGACUUGUAGGGAAUUCGCUAGCAGUUGUUAAGUGCAGCCAUUGUUAAAACCAGAGUUAUGUAAGUAUAGAUAAAUUACGUGGAAGGCAGAGAUGUGUAGUUACAAGCCUACUUCCUAACACGUGCAUUUUUAAUGUUCCCUUUUAAGAUAUGGCUGACAUGUUUGUGGUAGAAAUAUGAAUGCCAAGUGACUGUGGGAUCCUAUUCAUUCUUUCUAGUCUCUUGUUCCCCAAUGUCACUAGAACCAGAAGACUGCCCAGGAGAAAAGUGUUUACAUCCCAGCAAUUGGCAAAUGGACCUCUUCCUGAUCCCCCAUUCUGGGUACCCUUAUUAGUACACCAUGGUCUGGCACAGUUGUGUGACCACAGCGUGGGAGCCAGUAACCAAGGCAACUAUAGCUGCAUCUUCGCAGCAGUGGGUGUGUAAUGGCUGGUGGCUUUGGGGGUCUGGGCAUCUGGUGGCACUGCCUUCCUGACCAGGCCUGUCAUCAACUCUGACUGUGACAAGAGCGAUACUGCUACUGUUGUUCACUGGAAGUCCUGAGGGGCUGUCACCCGGUGUUCUGUGGAUUUGACAGACAGGUACCAGCUUAUAAAGAGAACGAGUUACUUUUGUCUCCCGGCUGUAGAAGUUUCCGAAUGUGAUUAGUUGGCCCCAUGCUUUUGGGCUUCUGAUGGCACAUGAUGGAGGUGCCACCCUGGGGACCUGGGGAGAUGCUUAAUGUCUAACCUGCAGGUCAAGUGUGAUGGCACUUGCUUAGUAUCUGAGUCACAAGUAGGAGAACCAUGAGUUCAAGGCCACCUGGGCUACACAGUGAGACCCUGCCUUUAAACAGAAGUCACCUUCAGUAGCAGGAAAGCAUCCACUUAAGGAAGGCAGCCUUUUAAGGUGCCUGGCACUGCAGGGAGCAGGGCCGGGGGGGGGGGGUAGGAUCAGCAGCACCUUCUCUGCUAAGCAUGAAGUCACUUUGAUCCGCAGACCCUAGCUCCACUUCCCUAAGCUAACUUGGGGCUUUUGUUGUUCUUUUGAAACCUGUCACUUCCAGGGCCUCCAGCAUCCCCAUGCAUGUGGGGUCCAUGCCUCCUCCUGGAAUACUUGGGUGAAUAGAACUCAUAUUCUACUGGGUAUUGUUGCUAAAAUUCCUCCCUGGUGGGAGAUGUAAACAGCAUCUACCCUCUGCCUAAGGUCUCAGCAAAGGCUACUCUGGGAAAGCAAUGAAUUCAUUGGGCUUCCAGAAAGAGCAUAGGUAACAGGUAUGGGUACCCAACUCACAAAAUGCUACACCUGGAAAGCCUUUAGCAGGGAUGAGGGUUUCCCCACAGCCAUGGAAGACAAUCCACCCCCAGGAACCUCCUCUCAGCUGUGCUAGUUUAACUCUAGUUCCUUGCCAGGGCCAAGUGCAAUUAGGGCUGCAAGACACAGGUGAGCAGCUGGAUACGCCAGCGAGAGUCCUGACCCUUCCCCAACUGUCCACCAGGGGGCGUGAGCAGCCAACAACCCCAGCCAACAACCCCUUUUGAAGGGGGCAACAGGGCAGUUGCUCCACUUGGAGGACAGUCAAAGUAGGUGGCUGUCCACCUCCACCUCCCUGGGUAGUCCAAACCCGCAGGAAGAGAGCUUUGUAAGGUACCAUAGCCAGUCUUGCACUUGGUGCAUAAAAUCAACCCCAUCGCUGCGCCUUCCUCUCCCUCAAGUGGUUCCAGGGCUUCGCUCUCUCCACUUGCACAGAUGCUUCCAUUCAGUCUUCAUCCCGUAACCCCCGGGUGCCUCGGGGAAGACACCUGCCUGUGCUUCAAAGGCGCGACACUCUCAGACAUCAUUAUGUGCUCUGGAAUUUGACUAUCUGAGAAGCCAGACAGACAGGCUUAAAUGCCAGCAUUGAGUCCCUGUUCAAACAUCCCCAGAAGUGUGAACAGUCAUCCCCCGUCCCUCUCAGAAAUUCUUGAUGCAUCACAAAAUAUUUGUCACCUUUGUGGUGGGAUGAUGUGUGUCUCUUCCAGCUCGAGAGAAGGAAAGAAAACGGGAUCCCAGUUGAAUGUCAGGCCCACAGUAAACAGUAAUGAGACUCAGCCGUCGGCCCAGGCCUAGGAUGGUGGCUUUGGAUCCUGCAGUGAAGACAGCCGAAUAGUGCAAAAGACUGAGGGGAAUUCUGCCCUUAUGGGCAACUCUUAGGAUGCUAUUUUAUUUUCCUAUAGUUAGGUGGGAAAUGAUCCUUAGGUUGAGGUAACUCCCUAAGCUCCGUAAAACUUCUCUAAGAAGUGGGGGGUACCCAGCAGGUAGAUCAGAUCCCCCAAAGAUGGUGUGCGGAGCCCCAUGCCUGGAGUAGCCUUGUUAUUAAGGAACAUUUCAAGACUGUAUUAAAACAACCAAGCCCUAAGAGGCAGAACUUGCCCAUCUGUGUCAAAAAUCCGGGGCAAAAAAAUUACCCAUAAGACUCUGCAGCAGCCCUGGCACCAACCCUGUCUAACUAUGAGAAAAAGAGCACAGAUUGUAUUUUGCAUUUAAGACACGUGUCACCUUGCUCUGGGUUGGUUACUUGGAAACAACAUAAGCUUUCAGUGGCACAGGUGAGGAGGGUGAACCCAUGCCAGACUCAGGCAUGGCAGCAUUGGGAUGUUGGCACUGUCUGGAAUACUUAGCCAAGGUGACUCGAGAGUGCUGUCUCUCAGUGCAGCCUCACCCUAAGGUGAAUGGUCCUCCCGAGUGGACAUCAUUGGGCCUUGCACUCGACCUCUCCCACUCACUGUCUGCAUAUGAGCACAGCCAAUCAGUACAGAGCAGGCAUUAAAUCAGGCCAGGAAAAGGGAGGCAUGAGAAAAAUGUCAGAAGCCCAGACAUACUUGAAGAAAUAGGACACUGGAAACAGAAGGUCUGAAAACUGGGCUUAAAGGAAGUAGCAAUACUCGAAAGUCUGAGGACUAAUGUAGGCUGGAGUGGUGAUCAGGUUGAGUAGGGAGUGUUGACAGCCACACAGCUCAUGCGCUUAACAGUGCCAUCUGUCUUCCUCAGAGUACCGCAGAGUCCGUCCCCUCUCCUCCAUUAUUAAAAGGCUGGAACGAGUCCCCGGGGUCCUUUGCUUCACUGGCUCACUGUGAGGAGCUUGUUCAACUCAAGCUUCGUGCUUGAGAAGACACUGAGAAUGUGGUGUAGUAGUUGCUGCUCUCUGGCGCUCAGAACACUGAGAACUGGGAACCUGACCAGAGCUUGGAAUCUCUAUUUCAUGAGACUGAGCAGAGAAACAUCUGGGAGACUGGUUCCAAGCGGGCAGGAAAUAGAUGCUGGACUCCUCUUUCCUCUCCAUAAGAGAUCAGAGCAACUGCUUCCUGUUGGAAGUUUUGCAUAGCAUUAAGAAAAGCUGGUGAAUUCUGGGAGGGCUGGGCCACACCCACAGCAGCUGUCCCAGGCCUUCAACAGGGCCCCAGCACAACCACGGAGAGGGACAAUGUGAUGGACAGCUUGUAGGACCUUUCUCAAGAGGAGGGUGGAGGGCUAGUGGGGACAGGCUGGAGACAGAACUUCUGGGAGUGGAUAGCAGAGCAAAGGGCUAGCAUGUGCUAUGGAAGGAGACUUCCAUGGGUGGAGCCCAGCAUCAGGAGUACCAUAAAGAAUGCCAGGCAAGGCAAACACCGGACAGCAGUGCUCCGUCCAGUGCUCCUGGUGGCCAGAUUGCCACGUUUAGGGCAGAAUCAAUAGAGAGGGCCAUCUCUGGAUCCAUGGGGUUAGAGGCCAUUUGAGGACAGAUGUUUGUCUGGAUUGGAAGCCAACCUUUGUCCUCAUGAGGCCCAAUAGGUAGAACUGGACUGAGUUUUGUGUGGCUCUGAGAACCUGCAGAGGCUGUUAAUUCUCGGUGUCCAUUAGUGUUUCAGGGACCAGCACAGAGGAUAUGCUUUAACUCUGGAAGGGCCACCUGUGCCCUGCACACAAGAACAUUCUGGGUUCAGUAGCACAUAGCAGAGGUAUACGGAAAAGACUGGUCCAUCAGCGCAACCUUCUAGAAUCUUCCAGUCACUGAAACAUGGAGUCUUAGACCUAAGGGACCAGACAUCUAGCCAUUUAGACCUAGAGUGACUAACAGGGAAUUCUGUCAUUAUCUUUCAGGUACAGAAUUUAGGAAACCUUGGUCCAAGGAGAGCCUUUGGAUAUUGUUUAUUGGCCUGAGAGAAGUCUGGCUGGUGGUCAGACAGUAUUUUUUUUUUUUUUUUGAGGAGUAACAUAAUUCCCCACCAAGUGGCCUGGAGUCAUUCACAGAGCUGGCUCCUGUGACAAGCUCAGGGGCUCCCACUCGGCCCACAGUAGCAGUUUCUGAUGCAGAGAUCCCGGAAGGGAAGAGAGUGGCAGGAGCCGUUCUGGAGAAUGACUUUAGCCUCCUGUCUAACCAUCUUUGUGCAUGUUCAGCGUCUGGGGAUGGGUCAGCUUGGCUGAUCAGUUCAAUUGGUGUGAGGAGAAAGAGUAGGUUGGAGGUGUGUAAUGAGAUGCAGCUUGGUCUCAUUCAAACAUGUCUCUCCACCUGCAGUGCUCCAGAGAAGCCAGAGGUGGGAUAGACCCCGAGGAUUCAGAUUUAACACCAGGAUGAAAGGCGGCCAGGAGUGAUGAGAGGACCCUGGCUUCAUAACCAGAUACUUUCUUUAUGUUUAGUUUUCAACCAGGGCUGUGUAGUUGAUCGGGAAAUCUACAAACUCCUACAUCAUUGAAUGAGCACUGUUCUUGUUGUAGGAAGGGCCUGACUCCUCCUUCUGUUGGCUGUGUGAUGUUGGUCACAUUCCUUAGCCUUUCUGAGUCUUAAUUCACUCAACUGUGGGGGGGGGGGGAGGAAACUAAUGAAUGGUUUUUAAAGGUUGACAUGAAUUUACCUGAAAUAAAUGUAUAGAGUGGGCUAUGAAAUAUAGAUAUGAGGGAUUAAUGUAGUAGUCACAGCAGGAGUUUUUCUACAGUGAUUUUCAAUCAUCAACCUAAGGGCUGGAGAUGUGGCUCAGUCAUAGAAAGCUUGGCUUGCCUGGCAAAGCUCUGGCUUCAUCGCCAGCACUGAAAAGAAAAAUUAAUGCAUAAUUUUUAUACUCAUUUUGUUGUUGUUGUUGGAACAAAGUAGAGAUGUCAGAGUCAGGAUAAGGCAGGGGGUGGGGGGCUGGAAUGUCCCAGUGUGACUGAAACAUUAGAAGAUGGCAGAAACCCAGUAGACCUGUAUGGUCAAGUCUACUCUUGCUUUAGGAAGGCAGCUGGGUUGGCAGACAGUCACAGUACAGCAGAGGCUCAGGUGACACACCUAAGUCCAAAGGCUUCUAGAUCAAUACAUUAAAUAUAUAACUAAUAAACUAAAUCCAUUAUUAGAGGGAAAGGCUGCGAAGACUGACCAGAGGAAAAUAAAAAGUUUAUCCUUGGCAUGUAGACUAUCCAAUUGUCUGUAAGGCAAUGGGGACACAGAUAUUCCUGACACUGUAGUUUGACAUUACUCCCAGGUAAGUGUUUUACCCAUGUCUAAAAAUAUAAGUCCUUAAAUAAGAGCCUUGUCCAUGACUUUACUGAGAAAGCUAUUUCUGUGGUGGAUUCUGUUCAGCUGGCUUAAUUCAUAGCUUCAUUAAGGCAGUCCCAAAUCUUUCCAUUAUCAGUUUCCUAAGAUUAUUUUCACUGAGAUCAAUUAUCCUGUGUGCAAAAUUCAUGAAGAUUAGUCAGGUUUCUAAAAUUAUAGCUUCUGCCACUGUGAGUUUUACAUGGAGCCACUAAUUUUACUAGGUUCAAAUUUCCUGAGUCAUAUUUUGUAAUCCCAAAUUCUUACAGCGAUGCUAGACCAAACAGAUUUAUUACGGGGUGCUUCUUCAGCCUGCUGACCUCUGGCUCAACGGGGAAUUCCUUAUCAGAUCUAUUUUGGGGCGGUGGUCCAUAUCCUAUUCUAUAGUUUCCAUGGUCAUCACACAGAAGUAACUCUUGAGUAAAUUUAUAACUCACGUGUCUUAUCAUGGGAGAGAGUUUUAAACAUUGUCAAGAUUAUUUUAUUCUGGCUGGUUCUGCCAGGAAGAUCGCUCAUCGUUGGAUUUAGGAAUGACCAUUUGCUUUUAUUUCAUGUAUUUUAUUUUGUGUGUGGAUAGCACUAGCCGCUGUGUUUGGGUGUUUCAAUGGCUGCUAGGCUGGGAUCUGCUGCAUCUUUGGCUGGUUCUUGUACCUUGCCAUUUGUUGGAACAACGUAGAGAUGUCAGAGUCGGUGUAAGGGAGGGCCGGGAUGUCCUAUGACUAAAACAUUGGAAAAAGGACAGAAACAUGGUAGAUCUAGAUGUCUAAAAGCCUAUCCAAAAAUCUACUCAGGCUCCAGAGUGGCUGCCAGGUUGGGAAACAGUCAUCAGUAUAGCAGAGGCUGUGUCAGAGACUCAUUACAAAGGUGCGUGUAUAGGUCGAGCACUUACAGAACACUUAGUGUGCAGCAAGCUGAACAUACUCUGAACUUCGUCAUCUCCUCAACUGUCACUCCAUGGGAUACGCACUGUCCUUAUCCCAUACUUAACAAAUGAGGAACUGAAAUGGCAAAGACCUAACUUACUCUCCUAGAUGACAAGCUAGUAACAGAUAGACUUGUGUCCAGGAUUCAACAGCAGGGAGGAGGCUUUGCAAUUGAGCCUGUGGCUCCUGGGGUGUUUAUCUGACCCGGGGAAGUAGGGAUAGAAAGGACAAUUUUAAGAUAGAAACUGUGAAUCUUGACUGAAAGGAAUGUUUUGUGGAUUUGGGAGCUAUUUCUUUCUUUUUUUUUUAAAUUAUUUUUUAGUUUUUGAAAAUGCAUGUUUAUACAGUUAUCUUUUGAUCAUACCCACCCACCACUGCCUCCCUAUAGCUCCCCCUUCAGCCUAUCACCCUUCUCCCUCCCAACUUCAGAGCCACCUGUUUUUGGUUAUCAAUAAUCCAGUCAUAGGUCAGGAGGUAAUUUAACACAGAGCUAAAGCAGCUUGGGCAGAGGGUACCUCAACUGAAGGUUGGCGUGUGCCCUUGUCUUUGAGGCAUUUUCUGAAUUGCUAAUUGAUGUAGGAAGUCCCUACUGCGGCUGGUGCCAUUCCUAGGCACGUAGGUCUGGGUUAUAUAUGAGAGGUAACUGAGGGAAGCUAACCAGCAAGCAGCUUUCUCCAUGGUGUCUGCUAUCCGUGUCUCCUGGAUUCUUCCUUCAGUUCCUGCCCUGCCUUCCCUUGGUGAUGGAUUGUGACCUGGCAAUUGUAAGACUAAAUAAACA
Messenger RNA from Mus pahari (shrew mouse), 12947 nucleotides. RefSeq names its product cornichon family AMPA receptor auxiliary protein 3 (gene Cnih3). The coding region runs from base 841 to 1323 and encodes 160 amino acids. The record is from RefSeq and is a predicted model, not a curated record. Lineage: Eukaryota; Metazoa; Chordata; Mammalia; Rodentia; Muridae. Gene Ontology annotation, cellular component: synapse; dendrite. Gene Ontology annotation, biological process: regulation of AMPA receptor activity; vesicle-mediated transport. The transcript is spliced from 6 exons.